Molecule: messenger RNA, 2940 nt
Organism: Talaromyces atroroseus
Lineage: Eukaryota; Fungi; Ascomycota; Eurotiomycetes; Eurotiales; Trichocomaceae
Exons: 2
Coding region: 1-2940 (979 amino acids)
Biological process (GO): maintenance of cell polarity; ER to Golgi ceramide transport; endocytosis
Cellular component (GO): perinuclear endoplasmic reticulum; intracellular membrane-bounded organelle; plasma membrane
Molecular function (GO): sterol binding
Source: RefSeq, a predicted model, not a curated record
AUGGCGGGCAUGGAAGAGCUCGAGAUUCACAGCAAGUCCUACCUCGUGCGCUGGGUGAAGGUCCAGGGCGGCCAUACCAUCUCGUGGAGUCUGCAGCCUCACAAGAAAUCCCUCAAUUUUGGCAUCUUUAAGCACCUUGGCCAGCCGGCUCCCUCUGCCUCGUCAGCUCUCAACGCCGACUCCAACAGCGCCGAGUCGUCCGCCGACAAUGCACAAGCAUCCGCCGUGAUCGAAAAGCUCCGCAGCGCCGGCCUGAAACCCACACAGUGGGUGGGAAAAUGCGAAGCCGACAAGAUCUCGCAGGGUAUCUUUGACGUCCCGCUGCAUGACGGCGGGAAUUACGCGCUGGUGUUCGAUAAUACUUUCUCCAAGACGACCGGCAAGAUGGCCACCUUCGUUCUCAUGACAUACCCAACAGCUACGCCGCCGCAAUCCGUCCAUCAAGUCCACCCUCCACACGCCUUAGCCACUGUCAGCAACAUCGGAGGCUCCGGCAAGCGUGCAUCGCCGAAGCUGGGACCUACAAAUAACUCGAGCACCUCCAUUGACAACCCGCGCACCGCCAGAGGAGGACGUUCCGUGUCCGGCGCUAAGUCGAUCAAGCGCCUCAACAGUGCUUCUUCCGCCAACAGCGCCGCAACACAGGUGCAUACGGGCAUACUGCAAAAGAGGCGUCGAAAGCGACACCAGGGCUGGGCUCGUCGGUUCUUUUCGCUCGACUACACGUCCUCCACACUUUCCUAUUAUCACGACCGGAACUCCUCGGCGCUCCGCGGGGCUAUUCCGCUCAACCUGGCGGCUGUCGCGGCCAAUGAUGCUACACGAGAAAUAUCCAUCGAUUCCGGAGCGGAGAUCUGGCACUUACGAGCAAAUAAUGAGCAAGACUUCGCCGCAUGGCGGACGGCGCUGGAGCGGGCUUCCAAGCAGAGCAAAGACGACAGGGUCGUGACUCCUGCAUCUCCGCUGCUACAGAUUCCUUCAAAUACCGUGUCACGCCAUCUUCCGGACCCCAACGAGGACAUUGAAUGGGAGCAAAUCGAGAGUUUGGUGAGCAAAGUCUCGGGGUCGAGAGAUGCUGUGCGGCGGCUGGCAAAGGAUACCGAUCCCAAAUAUCUCACCUCUUCCUCCGCUUCUACAGCAGCAACAGCAGCCGCCGCCGCGGGCCGCCGGCGCUCACAGAGUCUACAAGCCAGUGCAGCGGAGAGCUCUUCCGUGAACGGAGACGAAUACCCUGACUUCCAGCCAAAGCGUCCGUUCUGGAAGCGCAAACCCAGUAGCACCAACACCAACAAGCGGCAAAAUGGAGCUGUACAUUUAGCAGCGCCUAGUCCGUCGAAUGAAGCACUUACUGAAGAGCCGAAACCUAGAAGUGUAACCAGCCACACAGACCGAGACGAUGAGAUUCAUGAGAACUUAAUGGCUAUUCUUCGCGAUCUUGACUGUGUUGUUGGAGAGUUCACCAACUUAAUUGGAGAAAGCAAGCAGAGACGACAUCCGCCAAUCACUACCAUCAGUUCCCGGGUCAGCAUGGAAUCAGACGCUUCACAAGAGUUCUUUGAUGCUGAGGCGGGACCAACAUCUCCUCUUCUCACUAUUCAGCACGACUCGGAAGUCGAGGCCGAAGAUGAAGACGUAGAUGUCGAUGACGAUGCUUUAUCAUCUUGCAGUGAAGGUGAUUCGCUCCAGAAGGAAAGCUCCGCCGUGCUGUUCCCACCAAAACCCAAAUCCAUGAGCCCCUUGCCCUUGGACAGCGUGCAAAGACGAAAAACAGUCGCCGCUCCGAUCAUGCCUCCGCCCAGUCUGAUCGGGUUUCUGCGGAAGAACGUGGGCAAAGAUCUGUCUGCUGUUACGAUGCCGGUGACAGCCAACGAGCCCUUGUCACUACUGCAACGAGCUGCCGAGUGCAUGGAGUAUUCGCCUCUAUUAGAUAAAGCUGCCAGUGCAACCGACGGACUUGAGCGGUUGGUAUAUGUGACUGCAUUCGCGCUUUCAAGCUUGUCAUCAAGUCGCGUGAAAGAGCGGGCCAUUCGCAAGCCCUUCAACCCGCUUCUCGGAGAAACAUUCGAGCUUGUACGCGAAGACCGCGGCUUUCGACUACUUGUGGAGAAAGUAUCGCAUCGACCGGUGCAGCUCGCAUACCAAGCCGACAGCCGAGACUGGAGCUUAACGCAAUCGCCCAAGCCAUCGCAGAAAUUCUGGGGCAAAUCGGCCGAAAUCACCACAGACGGCAAAACGCGACUGAGUCUCCAUUCGACCGGGGACCAUUUCAGCUGGGGAAAUGCCACGUCUUUCCUACGGAACAUUAUUGCAGGCGAAAAAUACGUCGAACCGGUCGGCGAGAUGGUCGUGGUCAAUGAGACAACGGGCCAGAAAACAGUCUCGACUUUCAAAGCAGGCGGCAUGUUCUCGGGCCGAAGCGAAGAAGUCAUCGUGAAAGCGUUCGAUGUACAUGGCCACGAGCUCCCACUUGGUCUCACGGGCACAUGGACGGGCUCCUUGCAACUGACCGAGCACGGCUCACCAACAAACAAAACCAUAUGGGCAUCGGGGUCACUAGUCGAUCAAGCGGCUAAACGAUACGGAUUCCCGACAUUCGCAGCAACUCUGAAUGAAACCACGCCCAUUGAAAAGGGCAAAUUACCGCCCACCGAUUCGCGCCUCCGGCCCGAUCAGCGCGCGCUGGAGAAUAACGAACUAGAUGCCGCCGAAGAAUUGAAGGCGCAGCUAGAGGAGAAACAGCGCGAGCGUCGCCGCGAACUCGAAGAUAGUGGAGGAGUUUACAAGCCGCGCUGGUUUACGCAGGUCGUCACCAGUGGUGCGCUUAAUUCUAGCAGCGACGGAGGAGAAAUAGUCUGGAAAAUGAAGUCGGGUAAAGAUGGGUAUUGGGAGGAGCGAUCGCGAGGGGAAUGGUCGAAUGUUGUUCCUAUCUUCAAGCUGUAG